AGAGAGAGGAGAGAGAGAGAGAGAGAGGGUGGAUGACCUGUGAACGGAGCCUCCUCAUUGGAGAAAGACCGCUUGCUGGAGAAAGAGAGGAAGAGGAGAGAGAGAGGGGGGUUCAUUUGUUGCCAUAGUGAAAAAGUAGAUUAACCACCCUGGAUAUGAUGCCCUGAUGGACGCGUGAGGGAUGCUGUGUUUCUCCAGGAGCAUUCACCUGACCUGCAAGCAAAGGUUGUGCUGCUGCACGUGUCCCAGCCGUUGCAGUGAUGCUUCCACCUUGAAAUUCAAAGGCGUCAAAGCAGAAGGAAGGAUUUUGAUAAAAUCACACUCCUAUGUGCAGCGAGCUCCUGCCAUGGCCAGGAAAAGUCUCUGUCGGAUGAGUGGCUCUCUGUGACGACUCCGCGCUACGAGCUUGAGAUCUGCUACUCUGUUGUUACCCCAAGGCCACAAGAUGAUGCUCUGGCUCUGGCUGCUGCUUCUGUCCAAGCUCCGUCAGGUCGACUCCGCCCAGUCCAACGAACGGCGAGUUGUAGCACACAUCCCAGGAGACAUCAUCAUCGGAGCGCUGUUUUCCGUCCAUCAUCAGCCUCCUGCUGAUAAGGUACAUGAGCGCAAGUGCGGUGCUGUGCGAGAGCAGUAUGGCAUCCAGAGGGUGGAGGCCAUGAUGCACACGCUGGACCGCAUCAAUGCUGACCCAUACAUCCUCCCCAACAUCAGCCUGGGCUGCGAGAUCCGCGACUCCUGCUGGAACUCGGCCGUGGCUCUGGAGCAGAGCAUCGAGUUCAUCCGGGAUUCUCUGGUUUCCUCCGACGAGGCCGAGGAGUGGGGCGGAGGAGGCGCUUGGGGAGGUGGGGGAGGUGGAGGAUCGACGAUGAAGUGCGCCGACCCCGCCGCCACCCCAAUGCGAGGAAAGAAGCCCAUCGUGGGUUUAAUCGGGCCGGGGUCGAGCUCGGUGGCCAUCCAGGUCCAGAACCUUCUACAGCUUUUCAACAUACCGCAGAUUGCCUACUCUGCCACCAGUAUGGACCUCAGUGAUAAGAGCCUUUACAAAUACUUCAUGCGGGUGGUGCCUUCAGAUGCCCAGCAGGCGAGAGCUAUGGUGGACAUCGUCAAGAGAUACAACUGGAGCUACGUGUCUGCUAUACACACCGAAGGCAACUAUGGAGAAAGUGGAAUGGAGGCGUUCAAAGACAUGGCAGCCAAGGAGGGCAUCUGUAUCGCGCACUCUGGCAAAAUCUGGAGCAACGCUGGAGAGCAGAGCUUUGAUCGACUGCUGGAGCGGCUGAGGGCCCACCUGCCCAAGGCCAGAGUGGUGGCCUGCUUCUGCGAAGGCAUGACCGUCCGCAACAUCCUCAUGGCCAUGAGACGCCAGGGACUGGUCGGGGAGUUCCUGCUCAUCGGCAGCGAUGGAUGGGCAGACAGGUACGAUGUGACGGACGGCUACGUGAAGGAAGCAGCCGGUGGCAUCACCAUCAAGCUCCAGUCGGCAGACGUGAAGUGGUUUGAUGAGUACUACCUGAAGCUUCGCCCCGAAAACAACCUGAGGAACCCCUGGUUCCCCGAGUUCUGGCAGCAUCGCUUCCUCUGUCGGCUCAAAGGUCACCCGCAGGAGAGCAGCAAGUACAACCGCACCUGCGGCAAGCGCGAGUCCCUCCGGCAGCAGUACGCACAGGACACCAAGAUGGGCUUUGUCAUUAAUGCCAUCUACUCGAUGGCAUAUGGCCUGCAUAACAUGCAGCGGGCGCUCUGCCCAGGCUAUCAGGGCCUGUGUGAUGCCAUGCGGCCUAUAGAUGGUUCUACUCUGUUGGACUUCUUGAUGAAAACCAACUUCACUGGCGUGUCUGGAGAGGGAAUUUUAUUCGAUGAAAAUGGAGACUCGCCUGGCAGGUAUGAAAUAAUGAACUUCAAGAAGAUGGGUAAGGACUACUUCGACUACAUUAACGUGGGCAGUUGGGACAACAGCGGCUUGAAGAUAGACGACGACGAAAUCUGGCCCAACAAGGAUUCGAUGAUCAAGUCGGUGUGCAGUGAACCCUGUGACAAAGGGCAGAUCAAGGUCAUCCGUAAAGGUGAGGUGAGUUGCUGCUGGACGUGCACUCCCUGCAAAGAAAAUGAGUUCGUGUUUGACGAGUACACCUGCCGAGCCUGUGAGCUGGGGUCCUGGCCGAACGAUGGCCUCACAGGCUGUGACCCAAUCCCGGUGGAAUACCUGCGCUGGGGAGACCCUGAGCCCAUUGCUGCGGUGGUAUUUGCCUGCCUCGGCCUCCUGGCGACAUUUUUUGUCACUGCUGUAUUUAUCAGGUUUCGGGACACCCCGGUAGUGAAAUCCUCCAGCAGGGAGCUGUGUUACAUUAUCCUGGCCGGUAUCUGUCUGGGAUACCUGUGCACCUUCAGCCUCAUAGCCAAACCCCACGUCAUACACUGCUACCUCCAGCGGCUUGGAAUCGGCCUGUCGCCUGCCAUGAGCUACUCUGCACUCGUCACCAAGACAAAUCGCAUUGCUCGGAUCCUGGCAGGAAGCAAGAAGAAGAUCUGUACAAAGAAACCUCGCUUCAUGUCUGCCUGUGCUCAGCUCAUCAUUGCCUUCCUGCUCAUACUGCUACAGCUGGGUAUCAUUGUGGCUCUUUUCCUCAUGGAGCCGCCCGAGGUGAUCCACGACUACCCCAGCAUCCGCCAGGUCAACCUCAUUUGCAACACCACCAACCUGGGUGUUGUUACCCCACUAGGAUACAACGGCCUGCUCAUCCUCAGCUGCACCUUUUAUGCCUUCAAGACCCGUAACGUCCCAGCGAAUUUCAAUGAGGCUAAGUACAUUGCCUUUACCAUGUACACCACCUGUAUUAUCUGGCUGGCUUUUGUCCCCAUCUACUUUGGCUCCAACUACAAAAUCAUCACCAUGUGCUUCAGCGUGAGCCUCAGUGCCACUGUGGCUCUGUGCUGCAUGUUUGUACCGAAGGUGUAUAUCAUUCUGGCCAAACCAGAGCGUAAUGUGCGCAGUGCCUUUACUACGAGCACAGUGGUACGCAUGCAUGUGGGCGAUGGGAAGUCGUCCUCCGCCGCCAGCCGGUCCUCUAGCCUGGUAAACCUGUGGAAACGCAGAGGCUCUACCGCAGAGACACUCAGCUCCAAUGGGAAAUCAGUAUCUUGGGCGCAGGCCGAGCGCAGCACUUCCCGCGGAAACCACCUGUGGCAGCGCCUGUCCUUCCACAUCAAGAAGAAGGAGAACAAUCAGACGGCCGUCAUCAAGCCCUUCUCCAAAACCUCGGAGUCUGAGCGGUUUUGCGGCGGGGCCAACCUGCCGCCGCACAUGCCCCUGCCCUCCCUGCCCUCCCUGCCCUCCUUGUCCUCGCUGCCCACACACCCCGACUCCAGCACCGACAAGACUCUGUACGAGCUCUCGGAGGCGGAAGAGCGCUACUCCAUCACGUACCGGCCUCAGACGCCGUCGCCCAUCAGCACGGUCAGCCAGAGGAUCGGAGCCAGCUUGGCGGAGGAGGCUCAGAUGGCCAGCAUACCAAAGUACUCCAGUAGCAUUUGCAGCGGCGGCAGCGGCAGCAGCUGCGGGCCCCCCAGCAGCGGCUCCGUCGCGGCGGGUAGCGACGGGCGCCUGGUUGCCAUGGACGACCACCCCAGAGAGCCCCAGAGCGCCCUGAUGGCUCAGAUCAGCUGCGUGGUGAACCGCUUCACCGCCAACAUCUCCGAGCUCAACAGCAUGAUGCUGUCCUCCUCUCCGACGCACACGCACAAACACACGCCCCCCUCUCCUCACCCCCCCGACCCCUACCUGUUACCCCGCGAGCUGCAGAUGCCCCCCACCCUCACCACCUACGCCGACGUCCAGCCGCUGCCCCCCGUCGAGUCCGGCCUGGUCAGCCGGGGAGGCUGUCCCAUCCACUCCAUCCCUCAUUCGCCUUACUCCCUGCCCCCCCCUCACCCUCACCCUCACCCCCACCCCCACCCUCAGGCCUCCCCCUCCGUCUCCCCCAUGCGAGGAGGCCUGCUCACCUGCCUCGCCGACUCCCCUCUGAGGAGGGCGGAGUUGGAAGAGGAGCUAAUUGCUUUGACUCCCCCAUCGCCGUUCCGCGACUCUCUGGCCUCCAGCAGCGGCUCGCCCGUCUCAGAGACGGGCCUGUGUCUCCCCCCGGUGCCCUCCCACCCGCCGCCCUCCCCGCCCUCGCCCCGGUACAGCAGACUGACUCUCAGAAACUACAGCCAGAGCUCGUCGUCACUGUGAGGCAGAGGUGACAAGUGUUAGAAACCGCGGAAGUGAAGUGGGGCACUUGAAAGCAACCCAGGUCAGGAAGGGACAGGAGGACGGACGGACGGAGACCUUUGCAUCUGGUGUUGGAGUGAAGGACAAGUCGUCCUUUAGGGCUGGUCAGUGAACACACCGAGCUGUGUUUGUGUUUACAUGUUUGCAGUGGAACGCAAGCGAACGGCGCUUGCCCGUGUUGUAUUUUCUUAGUGAUGUCUGAAACAAAUGAGGAUUGAAAACUGCAACAAAAAAAAA
Molecule: messenger RNA, 4504 nt
Organism: Salarias fasciatus (jewelled blenny)
Lineage: Eukaryota; Metazoa; Chordata; Actinopteri; Blenniiformes; Blenniidae
Gene: grm5b
Product: glutamate receptor, metabotropic 5b
Exons: 18
Coding region: 446-4228 (1260 amino acids)
Biological process (GO): G protein-coupled receptor signaling pathway
Cellular component (GO): membrane
Molecular function (GO): G protein-coupled receptor activity
Source: RefSeq, a predicted model, not a curated record